UUGAUUCCUGCAUCAGUUUCAGGAAAGUAUGUAGCCACCUUUAUUUUCAGUGAUCAAGAUGUUUUCCUAAUGAUGCGUCCGCAUUUUCACUUGGCCUUUCCCAGAUCAAACGUCGUGCCUUUGGGGGAGGGGGAUGGCCCAGCUAGAGUGUGGUUUGUGGUUCCACACAGUGUGGAGUUAAUUGACUUAUCUGUGGACACAAUUCACACCCUCAGUACUCACUUGCCAUAGCAACUAACCAAUCCUGCUAAAGGGCUAUUAAGCUAUAACUCACCGUCUCAGCACUCAAGAGCUUAGCUUGGUGUCAUUUGCAUUGAGUACAAGCUGGUGAAUACCUCUAACCAGUGGCUGCUAGGAAUAUAAAAACUACCUCAUCUGUCCAGCUUUCAAAUGAUUGCCACAUCUGCAUUAAAGCUAAUGGUUUGCUGAUAAUUUUCCUUUGACUACACAGAUCCUGUACCUCAUUCUCAGAUGACUUUCUAUGAAAGAAAUAAAAUUCUAGGGUCCUUUUAAUUUUAUUUCAAGCACAGUGCUGAAAUUAUGUGGACAUUACUCACGAAAAAUUUUCUGUUAUGGUAAUACAUGUGCAUUAUAGAAAAUUUGGAAAAUAUGUAAAAGUAUAAGAAAAAAUUAAAACUAAUUAUAUUCUCCAAAUCCAAAGGUAACCACCAUUCAUUAUAAAAGUAAAAGUAAUCAUUUAUUUCGAAGAUAAAUCCAGACAAUCUGGAAGAACGUAAAGUACAAAAUGAAAGUUCUUCUUGCCCAAAGUGUCAUUUCCUAUCCUUUCAUCAUUUUUCUUGGGUAUACACAGUGUGAAAGGUAGGUAAAUUCAUAUCCUGAGAAAAAGAUAAAGCUUUCAUUUAUUCAGGAUGGUGUGCAGGUCUUUGUUUUGGAGUGAAAUUAAACACACUUCCAUUUGUGGGAGAACAACUGUUACUUUGUUACUAAUAAGUGUAUUAUUGCUAUCAAGCCUUGGGUUUGGCAGUUAGACACUUACCAUCUAUGAGUCCGUGGCCAAGUUAAUCUCUUUUCUAGACCCUUUUUCAUAUGCAAAAAGGGAGUAACAAGGGUUUUAUAACAUUAGUUCAUGAUAUAAUAUAUGCACAGUGCCUAGAAUAUCAAAGGUGUUAAAAAAUUCUUAGCUGUGACUAAUAUUUUUUUAUUAGUUCUUAACCCACUCCAAAUCUUAAUUAAACACACUUUAGAAAUUGAACAAACCUGGAGACAGUCAAAGAUGACAAAGUAGAGGCAUAGAUGGAAAGGCUAAGGAAGGAUGAAAGCCAGAGAGGAGAAGCUGCUGCUUUUCUGGUCAGACCGGAAAACAACUGGCAUUUUCCCAUGGACAAUGUUCUCAAACUUGGUUGCACACCAGAAUUACUUAGGGACCUUUUAAAAAUUCUGAAGCCCAGGCCACAUCCCAGAUGGAUUAAAGCAUAAUCUCUUGAGAUGGGACACAGGCAUCAGUAGUUUUUGAAGGUCCCCAAGUGAUCUCAAUGUGAAGACGAAUUUGCAAAGCAUUGCCCUAGGACCUGCCAGUCUAUCAAUUAGCACGUUUUUGAAGCAAAGUGUUAUUCUGGUGUUCACAGAACCAGCAGCCAGCCUUAUUGGGCCAAACUGAACUUUAAAAAAUUCUGUGAUGUUAUUUCCCAACCUUAAAAUAUUAUAUAGAAUAGCUCUAGGAGAGCAUUGUAAGGAAGACAUAAGAUAUUUCAGUCAUCUGAAGAAAAAAUCUUCCUCAACGACUGGCACCUGGGCAACUAUUUCUUUAAAAAUCUAGAGCUAGGCAAUGGAUUUCUAGCCUAGAAAUCCAUUCUUUUGGGAAUGGAUUUCUUUUGGGAAUGAAAAUUUUUUCUAUAACUAUACUAUGGUGAUGGUUGCAUCAUUUUAGUAUAUGUGAAUAUACUAAAAACCAUUGAAUUGUACAUUUUAAAGGGAUGAAUCAUAUGGUGUAAUGGAUGAAUUAUAUAUAAUAAUAUAUACUUUUAUAUAUAUAUAUAUAUAAAAGUAUAUAUUAUUUAUAUAGCUCAAUAAAGGUGUUUUAAAAAUCUAGAGAGGGGAGAAUCACAUACCUGGCAUAAAAAGGUCAAGUCUAGGAUGUGUAGGAUUUAGGCUUUAUGAUCUUCCAGUUCUAGUAAUAUAGAUUGUAUGCCUGUUUGUUUUGCUGUGAACUUGCAAAGAAAAGGGAUUGAGACCUAUAAGAGGUCUAGUUCUUUGAUAUUAAAGGCAUCAGUAAAGGACGAGUUUAUGGUUACAGGGAUGACAAACUGGUAGAAGAAUGAUUUAAGAUGUUAUAGAAAGAGGGGCUUCCCUGGUGGCGCAGUGGUUAAGAAUCCGCCUGCCAAUGCAGGGGACAUGAGUUCAAGCACUGGUCCAGGAAGAUCCCACAUGCCGUGGAGCAACUAAGCCCGUGCGCCACAACUACUGAGCCUGCGCUCUAGAGCCCACGUGCCACAACUGCCGAAGCUGGUGUGCCUAGAGCCUGUGCUCUGCAACAAGAGAAGCUACUGCAAUGAGAAGGCCUCACACCGCAAUGAAGAGUAGCCUCCGCUCGCCGCAACUAGAGAAAGCCCGUGCGCAGCAACAAAGACCCAGUGCAGCCAAAAAUAAAAUAAAUACAUUUAAAAAAAGAAAGAUGUUAAAAAAAAAAAAGAAAGAUGUUAUAGAAAGAGGCUUUAUUUCUUUCUAGAGAGAGAGGUGGCAGUGGGGAGAUCCUAGUAUUGCAGUUACUAGUUGAGCUUUACACAAGUCUCCUAACCUUUCUGAUCUUCAGUGUUUUCAUCUAUAAAAUCUUCCAAAAUUGUGUAAGAGUGAAAAGUAAUGCAUAUAAAGUGUAUACUCAAUAUAAAGUACUCAUAUAAAGUACAAGUAUUCAGUAGAUAUUUGUUGAACUAAUAAUUAGUGAUAUUAUCAUUUCACCAUUUAUUGAACAUCCCUAUGUACCAGACACUUUAAAAGAUAAAAAGACACAGUCCCUGCCGCUAUGGUACGCAGGGUACUGUAGGAGACAGACAUGCACACACACCCACAAAAACGAUAAUGGAGAUCUGUAUAAUACAAGAAGCAAUGGGAGCAAAGGAAAAGAAACACCUAAGCCUGGGGAAAUCAGGGAGACUUCAUAGAGGUGAUGAUGCUUGAUCUGAGAACAAAAGGUUGAGUAGUAGUUUGUCAAAUAAUAAAGGGGAAAAGGGGGUAGAGAGGGACCCUUGCAGGAGAUUCCAUGCAGAAGGAUUAUGAUUUUUCAUUAUUGAUGAACCUUAAAGUGUGUUUGUAAAACAAUCUUUGCAGGAGAUAAAGUGAAGCAAUUAGGCAUGAGUUAAAUCUUGAGUUACCUUUAUGCCAUGCCAAGGAGUUUUUAUUUUAUUCUAUAUCCAUGAUAGUCAUUGCAGAAUUUUGAAGAGACAUAAAUGUGAUGUCAUCAGGGUUUUCUGUUUGUUUUGGAGAGAUUAUUCUGGCAGCCACAAAUGAAAUGGAUCGGGGAUAUUGGGACUGUAGACAAAAAAAAAAAAAUUAGAAGGCUAUUAUAGUAUUUGAGAAGAUUGAUAAAUGCUUGAACCAGCACAGUGACAGUAGAGAUGGAGGUAACUGUAGUGAAAUUAUCAGCACUCAUUCAUUGUCAUGAUAAAGGGAAUGAGGGAGAGGAAUGAGUCAAGGAUGACCCUCCUUACUCCUCUCCAUUGUGACUGACCCAGCUUGGGUGGCUAAUGGUGUCAUUCCACUGAGAUAGUGAAUCCUGGCAUAACCACCUGAUGGGUCAGAUUGAUUGACAUCUCCGUCAUUCCCAUGGGAGGAAGUUUAGGUGUUUGGGAGUAAAAGAACACAGAAAGCAGAUACCUCCCUUUGAGAGCAGAGUGUUGGUUGCUGGCCUCACCAUCAAAAGGAUAUUCUUGAGGAUCAGGGGCUUGGGAAAACACCUGGGGAGGAUAACCUCAGGUUUUGCCACUGGUUUUGGUAGCCUAGGUGAGGAUUCAGAUGAAUUUAAAAAAUCUCAUGUCCAAAUCAGGCUGGAUUUUUCUCUUUGUGCUCUGGUGUGUUUGCGACUUGAACUACAGUUUGCAGGUAACUACAGUGUGAAUUGAACGAUGUUUCUGCAUUUGUGCAAGGUGGUACCAGGGAGGGUCUGGAUCAGGGUAGGGGUGGGGUGAGAUCAAGUCUCCCUUGCCAAAAGGCCCCCUAGGGCUAAGUGAAAAACUUGCUCUUUUGAAACAGUCACUGUUGGUAAUUAACAACAUAUCAAGCAUACAGUGGUGUCAAAUAAAGGAGAUUUGUAGGCACUGUGCUUUUGGUAGCAGAUCUCAAUCAUUCACGGAAGCUGUUAAAUCUGUGAACAUUAGCAUUCUGCCAGGAAGUGAGAUGUAGUCCUUAGCGUCUCCCAGACAAACUGAUUCUUUACUGAUUUGGAACAUCUCUCUCUCCCGGUUUCCUCCCCCCGCCUUCACCUCCUUCCAUACUGUCCUUGAAAUCGAUGAAUGGCAAUUUAGUAUACCACCAGUGGGUAUCUGAAUAAGAGAGGUUUGGUUUCUGCUGCGCCUUCUGUUACAACAAAAAUGUGUACUGCAUACAUUUAAUAGGCUACCUUAAUGUGUAAGCCUUUUCUGCAAAGAGGUGGCUAUAUUUCUGAAUAAUCUGCAGAGGGGCAGAGUUUUUAGUAUAAGGCAGUGCUUCUAAGUAGCUGUUGCUCUAAUACAAUCAGACUGAGGCAGAAGCUACUCAUUUAGAAUAUUGGUGGAUGACAACAUUGGCUUGAACAAAGUGACCAGUCUCAAAUGGCUACUCACUCUCUGGGCUGCAGGUUGCUAGGGCUCAGGCUGUCGCUGUUUUCCCCCACCGAAAAGGGGCGGGGUGGUGUGGGCUGGGAAUUGGUGUGUUAGAAAAAAAAAACCCGUGUAUGUUGUCUGCCUCUCCAUAGAGGUAAUAACCCGUGGGGGGGGGGAAAUGCUGUUGAACAGGAGGAAGGCAAAAAGAUAGGUGGGUUGUUUUUUGUUUUUUCUUUCCUUUUUCCAAUGCUGCGACGCAUUUACCCUGCUGCUAUUGGGACGUUCUCUGCUUAGCCUAUUGGCUGAGCCCAGGAGCCUCUGUCUGCCAAUCGGGUGGAGGAAGGCAGACAAAUCUACCCCGCCACCAGCAAAAAAAACGGCGCGUAACCCUUGCGGCGCCGGCCCAGCCGCGCCAGAGCUGGCGCGGGGAAAGGGAGAUAGGUGUCUCCAGCUGCUGUGGCCGUUCGGGGCGGGUCGGCUUCUUCGGCUUCUCAGGACCAGAUAGAGAACUAGUGGGCGGCAGCAAUGCUCCGCAAGGUGAGAAGCUGGGUAGAAAUCUGCCGGGGGACUACCCUUUUGUUCCUUUUUUGCCACCUGGGUUACGUUUGUGGGCAGAUCCGAUACCCGGUCCCAGAGGAGUCACAGGAAGGGACUUUUGUAGGGAAUGUCGCCCAAGAUUUCCUGCUGGAUGCAGAGAGCUUAGCAGCUCGCAGGCUGCAGGUCGCUGGAGAGGUGAACCAAAGACACUUCCGUGUGGAUUUGGACAGCGGUGCCCUGCUCAUCAAGAAUCCAAUCGAUCGAGAGGCACUGUGUGGGCUCAGUGCCAGCUGCAUCGUGCCCCUGGAGUUUGUAACAGAAGGGCCUUUGGAAAUGUACCGAGCAGAGGUAGAAAUCGUGGAUGUGAAUGAUCACGCCCCCCGAUUUCCUCGGCAGCAGCUGGACUUGGAAAUUGGGGAGGCAGCUCCUCCAGGACAGCGUUUCCCCUUGGAAAAGGCUCAGGAUGCAGAUGUGGGGAGCAACUCCAUCAGCAGCUAUAGACUAAGCUCCAAUGAACACUUUGCACUGGAUGUCAAGAAGCGCAGCGACGGCAGCCUGGUCCCAGAGCUGCUCCUGGAGAAGCCUUUGGAUCGGGAAAAGCAAUCAGACUACCGCCUAGUGCUGACUGCUGUGGAUGGAGGGAACCCCCCGAGAUCUGGCACAGCGGAGCUCCGGGUGUCAGUGCUGGACGUGAAUGACAACGCCCCAGCCUUCCAGCAAUCCAGCUACAGGAUUAGCGUUUUGGAGAGCGCGCCAGCCGGCAUGCUACUCAUCCAGCUCAAUGCCUCUGACCCAGACCUGGGUCCCAGUGGUAACGUCACCUUUUCUUUCAGUGGUCACACCCCUGAUCGUGUGAGAAAUCUCUUUAGCCUGCACCCCACUAAUGGAAAGCUUACUCUUCAGGGGCCCCUAGACUUUGAGAGCGAGAAUUACUAUGAAUUUGAUGUUCGGGCUCGAGAUGGGGGUUCUCCAGCCAUGGAGCAACAUUGCAGCCUUCGGGUGGAUCUCCUGGAUGUAAAUGACAACGCCCCCCACAUCACAGUGACCUCAGAGCUUGGGACUCUCCCUGAGAGCGCGGAACCUGGCACCGUGGUGGCGCUCAUCAGUGUGCAGGACCCCGACUCAGGUUCAAAUGGAGAUGUGAGCCUCCGUAUUCCUGACCAUUUGCCCUUUGCCCUCAAGUCCGCCUUCAAGAACCAGUUCUCCCUGGUGACUGCUGGACCCUUGGACCGAGAGGCCAAAUCCAGCUAUGAUAUCAUGGUCACUGCUUCUGAUGCUGGGAGCCCUCCUCUGAGUACCCAUAGGACCAUUUUCCUCAAUAUUUCAGAUGUGAAUGAUAACCCACCCUCUUUCUUUCAGAGGUCACACGAAGUAUUUGUUCCAGAGAACAAUCGCCCAGGGGACCUGCUUUGCUCCCUUGCAGCCUCUGAUCCAGACUCUGGCUUGAAUGCCCUUAUCUCCUACUCUCUCCUAGAGCCCAGAAAUCGAGAUGUGUCAGCUUCCUCCUUCAUCUCUCUGAACCCCCAGACGGGAGCUGUUCAUGCUACUCGAUCCUUUGACUAUGAGCAAACACAGACACUGCAGUUUGAGGUGCAGGCCCGGGAUCGGGGCAACCCACCCCUUAGUAGCACCGUGACAGUUCGUCUAUUUGUACUGGACCUCAAUGACAAUGCGCCAGCUGUGCUCCGCCCUAGAGCCCGACCUGGUUCCUUAUGUCCACAAGCACUGCCUCCAUCAGUUGGUGCUGGACACCUAAUUACAAAGGUGACCGCUGUGGACUUGGAUUCGGGUUACAAUGCUUGGGUUUCAUAUCAGCUCCUGGAGGCCCCAGAUCCCAGCCUGUUCGCAGUCUCCCGCUAUGCUGGGGAGGUGCGGACGGCUGUUCCCAUCCCAGCUGAUCUCCCGCCGCAGAAGCUGGUCAUUGUGGUAAAGGAUAGUGGUAGCCCACCACUCUCUACCUCCGUUACUCUCCUGGUGUCCUUGGAAGAAGACACUCAUCCAGUUGUCCCUGAUCUUCGAGAAUCUUCAGCUCCAAGGGAAGGAGAAUCCCGCUUGACCCUGUACUUGGCUGUAUCUCUAGUGGCGAUUUGCUUUGUCUCCUUUGGCUCAUUCGUGGCACUAAUCUCGAAGUGCCUGCGUGGGGCUGCCUGUGGAGUGACCUGCUUUCCUGCUGGCACCUGUGCCUGUCUCACCCGAUCUCGAAGGAGAGAGGGGCUUCCUCCUUCCAAUGGGAUCCUCCGAAUCCAGCUAGGGUCAGAUGAUCCUAUCAAGUUUGUUGAUGUGGGCGGCCACUCUCAUGGCUGUACACCCUUGGCUUCUGCACCCACUCGGAGCGAUAGCUUCAUGAUGGUGAAGUCACCCAGUGCACCUAUGGCAGGGGAACCUGUUCGCCCAAGUUGCCCACCCUCUGAUCUUCUCUAUGGGCUAGAGCAAGCCCCGCCCAACACGGACUGGCGUUUCUCCCAGGCCCAGAGACCCGGCACCAGCGGAUCCCAAAAUGGCGAUGAAACCGGCACCUGGCCCAACAACCAGUUUGACACAGAGAUGCUGCAAGCCAUGAUCUUGGCCUCCGCCAGUGAAGCCGCUGAUGGGAGCUCCACCCUGGGAGGGAGUGCCGGCACCAUGGGCUUGAGUGCCCGCUACGGACCCCAGUUCACCCUGCAGCACGUGCCCGACUACCGCCAGAACGUCUACAUCCCCGGCAGCAAUGCCACUCUGACCAACGCAGCUGGCAAGCGAGAUGGCAAGGCCCCGGCAGGUGGCAACGGCAACAAGAAGAAGUCGGGCAAGAAGGAGAAGAAGUAAUGCGGAGGCCAGGCCUUGGAGCCACAGGGCAGCCUCCCUCCCCAACCAGCCCAGCCUCUCCCUACCUGUGCCCAGGCCUCGGAUUUUCAGGGCUCACCCCCAGGAUACUGGUAGGGGCCCAGGCCAUGCUCCCCUUGGGAAACAGAAACAAGUGCCCAGUCAACACCCCCCCUCUGCCCCCAGGGGAUUGAAUAUGCAAAGGGAGUUCUGCUGGGAACCCCCAUCCAAUCAAUUGCUGUGCCCAUGGGGGUAGUGGGUUAGUGUAGACACCAUUUAUCACACCCCUUUCAGUUACAGCUGAACUCCUCCAUCUUCCAAAUUCAAUCGGGCCCAUCCAUCCCCUGCCUCCCUCCUACCCGACCCACCCCACCCUCCUCCUCAACAGCUCCUCUUUCUUAAGUUGUUUGGGGGUGUUGAGGUACCUGGUGACCUAAAAAGGCUCAUAGUUCUGAAGAGUUGGAAGGGCAUCAUGACCUCUUGGCCUCUCCUUCAAUUCUCAGACUUCCCCCAAAGCAUGGUUUGGUGCCAAUCCCUUCACCUCCUUCCAGGACCUGAGACCAAGCUCAAGUUUUGGGAGAUAUGGUCACCAUUCCCAUGGUACUGAUGCUUGCUGGAUUUAGGGAGGGCAUUUUGCUACCAUGCCUCUUCCCAACACCCUGGGGACCAGUCUUUUGGUUUUCAUUGUUUGAUGUUCCCACUGCAUGCUGUGACUUCCCCCUCCCCAAACAAGAGACUUCACUGCAUGUUCUAAGACAGUAUGGGGUGGUAAGAUAAAGAAGGGAAGGGUGUGUGUGUGUGUCUGUGUGUGUGUGUGUAUGGGGGGACGGACAAAGCUUGAUCCAUCAGUUAACAGGGUCUUGCUGGAGGCUCUGUAUGCCCCCAGGGUACUGACCAGAUCCCCAAAUUCCAGCCAUAAGCCAAGCACCAGGCUGGACCCUCAUCUAUCAUAUACAGGGCAGCCCAGGCAGCCAGCGGUGGGCUGAGCUACGGGCACCAAUGGAUUUAAACUGGCAUUAUGGUCCAAGGAAGCUCUGAGCAGGUUUGGGACCAGGUCCCCUGGAGAGGUCAGAGGGGCCUCUGUGGGUGCUGGGUACUCCAGAGGUGCUGCUGGUGGAAGGAUCAGUGUGGCCCCAGCAGGAAGGGAGGGCCAGCUAGACCAUUUUUGGUCCCUGGGUUGGGAAGGAAAGGAGCUAGAGCAGGGACCAAGUGGAAAGUGUCAGCCCAGGAUCAGGGCUUGCUUCUCCACAGGGCCCCUGCAUCCAGCAACCCCAGUCCUUCACCUCGACAGGUGCCAUUUCAUCUCUGUGAAGGCCACUGCCCAGGCCCCCAGUCCGAUCCCUCGUGGCCAGAGCCUGGUUAAAGUUCCCCAGUGCCUCCUUGUGCAUAGAUCUUCCUCUGUCCACCCCUUCUGCCCCCGGCGUCCCGUUCACGCAGCGGGGCUUCGCGAGAACCCCACCCGGCCCUUGCAGUGGUGUAGAGCCCCCCCCCCCUUUCGGCUGGUGUAGAAUAGCCAAUAGUGUAUAGUGCGGCGUGCUUUUCCGUAAUGGCGAGUGGGCCGCGGGCGGCGGGCUCCAUGCAGCCGUCUGUCCCCGAAUCUGCCUGCGGCGGCCCGUGCUGUGUUUUGUGCUGUGUCCACGCGCUGCGGCGACCCCCUCCCGCGUCCUGACUCCUCUAAGCGCUUCUCUUUGCAUAGUCACGUGGCUCCCCACCCCACCCCCUUCCUGUGUCUCACGCAAGUUUUAUACUCUAAUAUUUAUAUGGCUUUUUUUCUUUGAAAAAAAUUAAAAGAUUUCUUCUGAAAGGUUCACCGUUUCUAUGUAAGAGAUGGGGGCUCCUGGCGUGUGUGGAUGAAGUGAUGAGCUCACAGUUGUAUGCUGGAAGACGAGCGGGAUCGGACGCGAUUAUUGUGUUGCGUGUUGGUUUUGGGUCAGUGCCCGAGAGUCUGUGUAUAAUUGUUAAAUGCGGCAACACCGUCGUGCAUAUAUAAUGGUGUGCGUUGACCGUAAUGGUGCUUGUGGAUCUGUACCCCGUGUGUGUAAUCGGCUUGUGGGUCCGCUGUGGGGGAGGGGAUUUCUGAGCGCGACGUGGCAGCGUGCGGCGGCGGGUUCCGUUGUCUGUUCGCUGCCGUCUCCAGGCAGAAGAGGAGACCCAGGCGAGGGGGCGGCGCGGGCUGUCAAAUAGAGCUGGAGAGGGGCCGUGGACGUUUCCUGAGUUCCGUCCCUUCCCUGCUAAAAUGACCACCCCGAGCGCCCUGCCAGGGGAGGAGGGUGGACUCUCCUCUGCCAGGCCUCCUCCACACCCCUCACCUCCCUCACCCUCCCUCCCAGGGGGCUUGGAAUGCAUGUGUACGGGGGUGGGGGGGGGAGGGAGGCGGGCGGUGUCAAGGGGACAGAAAGGGCAAGACAGAUAUAAGAUUGCCCGCAGGCGCAGAUGCCCUCCCUUCCUCUCUCCCUCUCUCUGUGCUUUCCAUUCACUUCUCGCCUAGCCCGUCUCCCGCCUCCUCCAGCCUCCUGGAAGCAAGGAGGGAUUCGAGGUUGCUGCCGCCAAAGAAGCUGCAGGCAACAGAGUGGGAGGAAGGGGCGGAAGGACAUACAGACCCAUUGGGGUUUUCAGGGGGGUCGAUGAGGGCAAGGGCAUGCCCAACCGCAGGGUUGGGGGUGGCUGUCUCUGGGCGUCCUCUGUACUCUCCCAGAGCCGGUCAAACGGUCUCCCAGCUUCUGAAGUCUGUUGUCAUGGAAACCAAGCCUUCCAACUAGGUAGGCGUCUGGGGGCGGCUUUCUUGCGUGGGAGGAAGGGUGGUGUGCGUGGUUGCUGAGAUGGAAGCGGGGUUUUGUUUCUGAGAGCCAGGCUGCAGAGGGUGGGGUGCCGGUCGCCUGGGUUCUAUUCCAGGCACGGCAGGAGACUGGCAGAGCGCGUGAGCAGCUGUGGUUGGUCGGUCCCCUAAUUGGUAUGUGUGCCUAUACAGCUCUAAGCCAGAAACGCGUGGCCUCUGGGGGUGGGGAAGAAGGAGGCAGAGAACCCACCUCCGCAUCCCCAGCCAUACGAUGGAGACAGCUGCACAGGCUCCAGGGUUACUUAAGAGGCUUUUAUUUCCAGUUCCGGAGCCUGCCCAAAUGGGUUUGUGGUUCCUCUCCAAGCCUUUCCCUGUCUGUUCUGGACCUGGUUUGUAAGAUUUCUUUGUGCAGGUCACAAUGUGCUCAAACAAGUCUGGGCUCUGAGCAUCAAGUCACCUGGAGCAUAACCUCUGUCUUUUGACCUCUGCUGGGCAGGCUCAGGUUUCCACCCCAGGGUAAGCCCUAGCCUGGAAUGUGGUCUGUGGACACCAAAAGUGAGUGUGGGAGGGGAAUACGAGAGAAUGGCAGAAUGGCAGUCAUAGGUUUCCCUUAGCAAAAGAGGCACAGGUACUGCCAGGAAACUGCAUGUUAAGUCUGGGGUCAUGGGGAGGUAGGUGGGGGGGUCCCAGAACUGAAUCCAAGAAAAGGGUUCCAAGGCAAGAGGCAGCAAUGUGGAAGGGUAGGGGGCUGAACUGGGGCCCUACUCCUUUACAGAGGGCAAAUGGCGGGACAGAAGCCACUAUGUAUGAAUCAGUUCUAGCCCUGUGCCCAAUCGUAGCGUCUGGCACCUUGAAGGUGCCGGCACCCUUUUGAUGAUUUUGUCAGGUCAGUCGGGCUUGAGGCAGGACAAGAGUGGAGAAGCCUGGAUGAGAGUGGAGACAAACAGUUGAGAAAUUCACAAACGAAGCUGUAAGGCAGUACUGUUUCAAUGCUUUAUUAACAGUUGGAGACAAACCCAACAAACUGGAGGUGAUGACAUCCCAGAAGCCCAAGAGGUGAGGGGAACAGGUUUGCAUUUUGUCCCUUUUUUAUUAUUAUUAUUAAAUGCAUCUUAGCAAAAGUAGAUUAAAAAAGAAAGGGUCAAAGCCCCAGAUGUCAGCAGGGAGGAGGGACCUAGGGGAGCAGCAGGCCCCUGCACCGCGGUCCUCCCAGAAAUAGUGCAAAGGAGCUGCUGUUGCCCCUCCACACACAGGCUCCAACAACCAGAACCCUCCUUCCGGGCCUCAAGGCCUCCCUGCAGGCGCCCUUAGGUCUCCUAAGCUCCCCCGUGCUCUAAUAACUAUACUUUUGCGCCAGGUCCUACCAGUGCCAUUCUCUCUCCCAGGGGUGGGAAGCUGAAGGGAGCACAGGAGGGCAAAGUGUCGCCUUGACCGGAGAAUCUGAGCUUCCUGUGGCUGGGACCGCCAAAGAGUCUGGCCUGCCCACUGCAGAGAAGAGAGCAGGGUGGGGCACAGCCUGUGCGCACUGCUCCAGAGUGGCCAGUUAGCAUUUGCACGUUUGGCUUGAUAAAUAUAUUAAAUUUAUAAAAACUCUGUCGUUUCAGAGCUCCCACUACUCUUAGGCCUGGUCCAGCUCAACAAGAGAAGAGCUUCCCCUUGCCCCAGAGUCAGAUGCUGGGAGAGAGAGUCUGCACUGGCCUCAAGGGCCCAGAGGCUUGAGGGCUGAGGUGGAGGUCCAGGGGCUUGUUCAGAAUUGAGGCUUGUGGGGAGAAAUCCCAGGGACUCUGGAACCUGCCAUCAAAGCCUCUUAUAUUAUGGAGGGGAAAGGAGGAAGGAAGAGUUAUUUUUCUUAAAAAAAAAAAAUUCAUAUAAAAA
Orcinus orca (killer whale) is the source of this 12744-nucleotide messenger RNA. RefSeq names its product protocadherin gamma-C4. The transcript has 4 exons. Gene Ontology annotation, biological process: homophilic cell-cell adhesion. The record is from RefSeq and is a predicted model, not a curated record. NCBI's taxonomy places the organism in Eukaryota, Metazoa, Chordata, Mammalia, Artiodactyla, Delphinidae. Gene Ontology annotation, cellular component: plasma membrane. Gene Ontology annotation, molecular function: calcium ion binding. Bases 5280 to 8096 code for a protein of 938 amino acids.